This is a messenger RNA of Rotaria sordida, 2373 nucleotides long. The record is from the annotation of a GenBank genome assembly. Lineage: Eukaryota; Metazoa; Rotifera; Eurotatoria; Philodinida; Philodinidae.
AUGCAUCCGGACAUGCACAUUUUCAGUUGGUUAAAAUACAAAAUGACUGAAAUAUAUUCAUUUGGCAAUUUGCCUGUUAUUGCACAUGCAUGGAAUAAAGAUCGUACACAAAUUGCUGUAUCAUUGGGAAAAAAUGAUGUACGUAUAUAUCAUAAAAUAGCUGGUAAAUGGAAAUUAAUACAUACAUUAUGUGAACAUUUAUCACGUGUAUUAGCUAUUGAUUGGGCACCAAAAACAAAUCAAAUUGUUUCAGCUAGUGCUGAUUAUAAUGCAUAUGUUUGGACAUUAGAAAAUGAUGUUUGGAAACCACAAAUGGUAGAAUUACAACGAACAAGUCGAGCUGUUUGUUGUGCUAAAUGGUCACCACAAGAAAAUAAAUUUGUUAUUGGUUCAAGUGAUAAAAAUGUUGCUAUAUGUUAUUAUGAAAAAGAUCAACGAUUUUGGGCAGCUGAAAUGAUUAAAAAAAAACCAAAAUCAACAGUAACUUGUAUUGCUUGGCAUCCAAAUAAUCAAUUAAUUGCUGUUGGUAGUUGUGAUUAUCGAUGCCGAAUUUAUUCAGCUUUUAUUAAAAUUGUUGAUGAUCAAGCACAAACAUCAAAUUGGGGAACAAUUAAAAAUACAAACGAACUUUUAUAUGAAUUUCAAUCAGAAUCAGGUUGGAUUCAUGAUGUAGCUUUUUCACCAUUAGGUGAUAAUCUUGCAUGGGUAUCACAUAAUUCAAUCAUAUUUGCUGUUUCAGCUAAGAAUCCAUCUCAAAUUAAAAUGGAAAUAACAAACUAUUUACCAUUUCGUUGUGUUAUUUUUAUAAAUGAAUCAAUGUUAAUUGUUGGAGGACAUGAAUUUUCUCCAUUAAUUUAUAAUUAUGAUCAAGAUAAAGGUACAAUUGAAUUUGUUGAAAAACUUGAUCGACAAGAAGUAUCAACUGGUCGUUCAUCAAUUGGUCAAGAAGUAGAUUUUGUUACACCAUAUCAAGCAUCUCGUCGCUUUGAUCAACCAGCAAUGCAAACACAAACACCUGAACCUAUUUCAACUCAUCAAAGCAUGAUAACGCAAAUUGUGCCUUAUCAAAACGAGAAUGGUAAACUAGUAAAAAUAAGUUCUGCAGAUUUAUUUGGUCAAAUAGUUAUAUGGAAUUUAAAUGACAAAAAAGAAAUUGUUAUUGAAGCCGGACAAGAGUUACGUGGUGAUGUAGAUGAAACAUUGACGCUUGAAUUACGUUCAGGUAAAGCUGAAAUAUUCGGUACUGAAUUAGCUAUUGGUCAGAAAUAUCAAUUUACAUCUGGAAUGAAAUUUUCUAUAUUUACUUAUUGGGGUUGUACUGUAAAUAUUAUUUCAUCACAUGAUGAUUAUUAUGUUGCACGUGAUGAAAAUCCAAUGCAUAUUUAUUUAAAUGUACAUGGUAUGUUAGAACAAUUAAGACAAAAAGCUGAAUCAGAAAAAACUCGUGGACCUCGUAUAAUGGUAGCUGGUCUACCCGAUGUAGGUAAAAGUACAUUAUGUCGAAUGCUUGUUAAUUGGGCAGCCCGACUUGGUCGAACGCCAAUAUUAGUUGAUCUUGAUGUUGGACAAAAUCAAGUAUCUAUUCCAGGAACAAUUGCGUCUAUGGUUAUUCGUCGACCAGCGUCUGUCGAAGAAGGUUUUCGAAUUGAAAUGCCACUUGUUUUUCAUUAUGGUUAUAAAACACCCGGUGAAAAUAUUGGUUUAUAUAAUGAAAUAGUAUCAUCAAUGGCUAUGUAUGUUAAUAUUCGAUCGGAAAACGUCGAAAAAUCUCUUAUCAGUGGUAUUGUUGUCAACACUUGUGGUUAUAUUCGUCAAGAAGGUUAUGAAUCAUUUAAACAUGUUGCCAAAGCAUUUGAUGUCGAUAUAAUAAUUGUUCUUGAUAGUGAAUGGUUAGCAACAAAAUUAAUAUCAGAUUUACCUUCCGUUAAAGUUAUAACAUUACCAAAAUCAGGCGGAGUUGUACCAAAAGAUGCAGCUAAAGAUAAAUUUCGUGAAAAUAAAAUUCGUGAAUAUUUUUAUGGACCAAAAAAUAAUAUAUGUCCACAUGUAUUUACAAUUGAAUUUAAUGAAAUAAAAAUGUAUAAAAUUGGUGCACCACAAAUACCUGAUUCAUGUUUACCAGCUGGUAUGAUUUUAAAAAAUCCAUAUAAUAAAAUCUUACCAGUAGCUCCAAGUGCUGCAUUAGUACAUCAUGUUUUAUCAGUUAGUAGUUCAAAUGACCCUGAACAAUUAUUAGCAAAAAAUUUACUUGGCUUUGUUGUUGUUCAACAUGUGGAUUCAGAUAAACGUACAUUAACACUUCUUGCACCACAACCUAAUAUAAAAAAUAAACUUCUCAUUGUAUCCGAUGUAUUAUUUGUUGAUUUGAAAUGA